Paramuricea clavata is the source of this 305-nucleotide messenger RNA. The record is from the annotation of a GenBank genome assembly. Lineage: Eukaryota; Metazoa; Cnidaria; Anthozoa; Malacalcyonacea; Plexauridae.
AUGUUUGUAGGGUAUCCCGAUGGUACUAAAGGAUUUAAACUGUAUUACCUGACAAACAAGACUUUCAUCAGAAGUCGAGAUGUUAUAUUUGAAGAAAGAAGUUUCCAUAAGUUCAAAUGCGAACAGUCUUCUGAAUCAAAUUCUGAAGUCUACUACCCAGCAAAGGAAGAUUCUCAAGUUAAUCUACCAAUUGGUCAAGUUCAAAUUCAAACUGAUGAUGAAAAUAUGAAUGCUGAAGAAAAUCCUCAACCGAUUUUGAAAAACAAUGUUCCUCUCCAAGAGAAUAACAAUCGAGUGGGAGCUAG